Salvelinus sp. IW2-2015 is the source of this 3021-nucleotide messenger RNA. RefSeq names its product midnolin-like. The record is from RefSeq and is a predicted model, not a curated record. Gene Ontology annotation, cellular component: nucleus. Lineage: Eukaryota; Metazoa; Chordata; Actinopteri; Salmoniformes; Salmonidae. Gene Ontology annotation, molecular function: protein binding.
UGUUUGGACUUUURUGCAUGAACGGUAGGCUUUUAUAGUCAUCAUGUGGAUAGCACGAUGCAACGCAKAAACAUAAGUGUGUGAGGAAAUCUCCUACAUAUCACACACAUAGCACUCUAACAUGAGCCCAUUCUUCWCAAAUGAAAUCCAUACUUCUUUUUCAAUAUAAAUCAUAGUUUGUAUAUGUCAAGCAUAAAAAGCAGGCAACAUUCUCCCUUUUCUGAUUUACAUCACCAUCUUUAUGAAUGGUAUGGUGCUUGGAGGUACAAGAACAGGGAUGGAUCCUGUCCACAAGUGGGAAGUAAGUAUAUAGAGCUGGCAAGACCGUGCUGCCCAACACUAGGCUCCCGGGUCAUAUUGAUUGGCUAGUAUGAACAGUAGGAGGAUUUAACAGUAAUCAAAUACAGAUGCUUCUACCUACAGUUCAGUGGAUGUGCGGGUUUGAGUCUGAGGAAGACAGGACAGCCAUGAUAUGGUGGUCUAUUGUGGUUAUCUAUCUUCAGUUAGAAGCUUCGAAAAAAACGUAUUGAUGUACUUGGCUCCAUUAACAAACAAAGACAAAGAAGAUAGAAAAUCSAACUAUUUUAUAUUUCGGCAGAAGUGUAUUGGAGUUGUGUGGGUCAGUUCCAAAGAGUCUACAUUUUGACAAGAGGACACUAGGUACUCUCUCUCAUACGACCCAAAUAAAGGGMUAGAAUCAUUCCCAAGCAUUCCAUUACCGUCCGACCUACAGAACGUAGCCCAGCGAAUGGACGAUCAUCAACCCGGCACACAGAGCUUCAUUCCCCGUGGCUCCAGUCUGCGCGUCGGUACCUACUAAACCGCCCAUGCGCUUGUCCAUAAGCUCGACCACCGGCAGCCGCUUCGAGCUCUCUGCCCAUCCGGGAGAGACGGUGGAGGUGGUGAGAAGACGACUUUCGCAAAAGCUCAGAGUGUCGAAGGAAAGAUUCGUCUUGCUGCAUAAGGAAGCGUGCUUGAGUAUAGGGAAACUCCAGGACCUGGGUAUAGUUGAUGGGAGUAAACUGAUGCUGGUCCCAACUAUUGAAGCAGGCUUAUUGACCCAACCAUCCGGAACAGAGCAGACCAUAAUGCAAGCUUUGGAGAGUUUAACUGAAACUCAGGUCAGUGAUUUCCUGUCUGGCCGUUCACCCCUGACCCUUGCCCUCGGGGUCGGUGAUCACGUGAUGUUUGUCCAUUUACAACUGGCCCCCCAGAAUGUUGCUGGGCAGCAGCAGAGACACCUCAUUGCCCGGAGCGCGGGCAUGGCUGGGGUUGAACAGGUGCAUCCUGUGAAAUGUGGAUCCACCAGGUUCCCUUACCCCCACCCUCACCCCUCCCCGGCMCACCUCUUCUCCAACACCCCAGCAAAUGGAGAGAAAGCCUCCCCUUUAACCUCUUAUGUCACCUACCCCUCUCACUCACCUAGUGCCACCCUCCGCUCCACCCACUCCYCCUGCUCAGGUCCUGGACCCCAGAGCCCAACCCCUGCCGCCACCUUCCCAGAGGGUGACUGCAGUGUGGCUGGUACUCCCACCUCUAAGAAACCAGCUGCCGGGGAACCAGGUGCUGUCAUAGAGAGCUUUGUGAGCCAUGCCCCAGGAGUCUUCUCAGGGACCUUCUCAGGCACUCUACACCCAGCCGGUCAGGACAGAACCAGAUCAUCCAGGCAAGGCAUCAACACCAUCCUCCAGAUCCUCAAUGACCUGCUUAGUGCUACUCGCCACCACCAGGGGGCUCCACUGUCCCUCUCCCAGCUCCGCUGCCCUCCUCCCAGCACUCCAACCAGCAGCACCCAGAGUACCCCCACCUCGCCCUCCCCACCGCCCUCACCUGUCACCCCGGAUCCCGUCACCACUGCUACCUCAGGACCACUUAUGGACCACGWCAGCCAGGGACAGAGCCGCUCAUAUAAACCUACUGCAGACCAGUGUUUCAGUCAGUCCAAGGAGAACCAGGCAUUGCGCUGUAAACUGGAGCGUCUUCAGAUAUUGAUGCACCAGAGACGCCUGCAUAGGUGGGCACGCAGGGACACACGCACCUCACGCCCCUACUCUCCUCACCACCAUCAGCCCUGGUCGCCUGGACGACGCAAAGCCAACACCAGGCGCCAUAGCAACAGCAACAUGUCCAGCAGGAUAGCUCUUCCCUGGAGUUGCCAUGGAAACCCGAGCUGCCCUCCGACCUUGUGAUGGCAUAGGAAAAAGAGUGAGAGGGAGAAAGUCCCAGUUGGUAUUAGAUAGAACCUUGCGGACCCGCGCUCCUGUGGGGAAAACAAUCUGUGAAUACCUAGGUUACCCCAUUGGCUCACAGUGAAAACUAGACUUUUUUCACGCAAUUUCUUGCUUUAGUCAAUUAUAAAACUAUAUUCAAAAAUAGUAAAACAUGUCUAAAGAUGACUUKUCAACAUUGCCAGCUCCAGUACAUAGCCUACUUGGACACCGGGUCGCCACAUUUCCCACUCUCCCAUGCCGAAUAGACUGAAGCCACAGGGCUCUUCUCGCAGGCUCUAUUUCCCUAUGUGGGAUCAUUGCGAACCGUAAAUCGGGAUUUUUGACCUGGUUACCUGUACAUUGAACAACACAUCAGCUCUUCUGGAUUUUUGUUAUUUCUGUAUAACUAAAAAUCGACGACGAAGUUGGCUGUUUUACAAUGGGAAUAUGAAAUAAUAUUUGUGGGCGUGGCCAAGGCGAAUUCCUUCUUAUGACGURAAUAACGACUCGGAGUAUGGAGUGGUUUUUGAGAGAGAGGGAGAAGAGCCGGACUGAAAAUGUAUGAUAGAUAGAGAAAAAUAAAGGGCUCCCAUUUGUACGUCAUUGUCUGUCCUUCUGAAUGGCUGAAUAGGAGAAAUAAGCUSUCCAUUUUGCCAUUGAUGGCUGGGACUCACUUGAUCUGACUGCACAAGGAUUCUUCAAAAAGACAACUGUGCCCUCCCAACUGUGCCCUCCUAAAAUAGUCAAAAAGGUUUAUUCACGGGAACGUUCUAAAGUCAAGAAUACAAAACAAUUCAUUUUAUACUGACUU